AUGGCUCGUAUCAAUCGGACUGCCCAUAAGUCCACUGGAAGAAAGGCCCCUCGCAAGCAGCUGGCUACGAAAGCCGCUCGCAAGAGCACCACAACCACCGGAGGAGGCGAGAAGCCGCAUUGCUAUCUGCCGGGAAUGGUUGCUCUGCGUGAGAUUCGUCGUUACCAGAUAUCGACGGAGCUGCUGAUCCGCAAGUGCCUGACUGCCUCGGCUCAGCUGUUCCCUCUGACGAGCAGCGACGACAAUGCGUUGGUCCCUGUGGGAAGAAAGUUCCCCCGCCAGGCCAACGCCGUUGCACCCCGGCAUGACCACACCCACAUCGAGACCAUCGACGUUACGUGUGACCAGAAGAAUGGCAUGCUGGUGACGAUUGAGUUCGAGUCGGACUUCCAGGGAGUUAUCUACAGUCAGGGCUACUACAAUGAUCCCAAGUGUCGGUACGUUUCGGCCGGUAAAGGAGGGCGAUCGUUUUCGUUCACAGUGCCAUUCGCCGGUUGUGGCAGCAAGCCGUCAUGUUCGGUUUGUUCAUCCGUUGAUAACGUGCUGGUGAUUCAAACCGACGAAGAUGUCCAGGAAGCUUGGGAUACCGCACGAAGAAUCUCGUGUAGUCAGGUCGAACAGCAACAGAAUACCAUAUUUUUCAAACCAUUCGUGGUUGAUAUGUUGGAAGUCGUCAAUGUACCAACUGCUACUGGAGGUGUUGAGUGUUGGAUGGAUAUUCAAAGGGGAGCCUAUCCAAACGUUUCGCCGAUUCCUAGUGUAAUUAAAAUUGGAGAAGCUCUUAGCAUUCUUGUAUACCUGAGAGAUCCUAAGGGUGAAUACGAUGUAUCUGUUAAGGACUGUUACGCAUACGACAGCCCUGAUUACGAUGCUUCCGGAACCAGGAGACUACAGUUGUCCGAUAAGAAUGGCUGCUCCCGUAAGAAGAAACUGUUUGGUCUGUGGGAAAAAACGACUCAAACAGGAAGUUCAGGUGCCACACUCAUUUUACACAACAAUAUUAAAGCUUUCAAGUUCCCAGACAGAAUGCAAGUUUUCUUGAAGUGCGACAUUGAGAUCUGUAGGGGAGGAUGUGGUCCUCAGUCACAACCAUUCCACCACGACGAGGAACACGACCACCUCAAACUCGUCAGCCCCCAGUUUACACUACAGAGGUUCCCCAAAGAAGAACUCGUCCUACUCGACCAUCAACCUCAGCACCCGCAACACGACAACCAGUGCCAACACGACAACCAACUACUGCUCCACCUCGUCGUAGAACCCGGCCACCGGUCACCACUACAACAGAAUUUGUAUGUGCUCCCGGAUCUACUGAUGAUCGUUGCAAUGCAGUGCUUGUCACUGAAAAGCCUAAUUGUUACCGAGGCUCAAGAGAUCCACGUUGUCGCCAGCCUUCAACGGCCGCACCAGUCACAACUCCAGCACCACUUCGAUGCUUCCCUGGCUCCACCGAUCCACGUUGCCCAACUGUUCCUACUACUCCAGCUCCUCCACGCUGUUUCCCAGGUUCCACCGAUCCACGAUGCCCAACAACUUUCCGCCCAUCUACAACUCGCCCUACUGGCAGAGGAACUCGUCCUACUGACCGCGGCACUCGUCCAACUGGCAGAGGAACUAGACCGACCCGCCCUACAACAGAAGCACCAACAUACCUCCCACCAGUUGAAAGUCAAAAGACUACUGCUGCUCCAGAUUGCUAUCCAGGCUCCAAUGAUCCUCGUUGUCCACGACCAGUUCCAUCAACUCCAAGACCAGUGGAAGAAAUUGAUGCUGCAUCAGGCCCAUCAUGCUUCCCUGGUUCCAAUGAUCCUAGAUGCCGAACUCCAGUUUUACGUUGCCCUCCGGGUACGACCGAUCCACGCUGCCCUGGAGCUGUACGACCUGCUCCUACUCGAGCUCCAGCAACAACUACACCCGCACCUCCACGUUGCUUCCCAGGUUCUACUGAUCCAAGAUGUCCUCAAACUACUCAAGCUCCACGGUGUUAUCCAGGUUCACCGGAUCCCCGUUGUCCUCAAACCACUCCAGCUCCUAGAUGUUUCCCAGGAUCACGCGAUCCAGCUUGUUACGAGAAAACGGACUCUCCAACUUACUUACCUCCAGAAGAGACUACUGCCGCUCCAAGAUGUUAUCCAGGUUCUCCUGAUCCAAGAUGCCCUCAAACCACCCCUCGUCCUACAACUCCUUCACCACCACGAUGCUAUCCAGGAAGCACCGAUCCACGAUGCCCACAAACUACAACUGCACGACCAGCGCCAACCACGACUCCAGCACCUCGUUGCUAUCCUGGUUCACCCGAUCCCAGAUGUCCACAAACAACACCAAGACCAACAACACCACCACCUCUACGUUGUUAUCCUGGAACCACCGAUCCUCGAUGCCCGCAAACCACAACUCCUGCUCCGCGUUGCUAUCCCGGAUCAACAGAUCCUAGAUGUCCUCAGACUACCCCGGCACCAACAACUCCCCCACCACCACGGUGCUUCCCAGGUAGCACGGAUCCUAGGUGCCCACAAACCACAACUCCUCGACCAGUUCCGACCACUCCUCCAGCUCCAAGAUGUUAUCCGGGUUCACCAGAUCCACGGUGUCCACAAACCACUCCAAGACCUACUACACCUCCACCUCCACGAUGCUAUCCAGGCAGCACUGAUCCCAGAUGCCCUCAGACAACUACUUCACGACCGGUACCAACCACAACACCGGCUCCAAGAUGUUAUCCAGGUUCAACUGACCCAAGAUGCCCACAAACAACCACUCCUGCACCUCUCAGAUGUUAUCCCGGCAGUACUGAUCCUCGUUGUCCACAGAUCACUACGGAACGACCUGUACCAACUACAACUGCUGCUCCAAGAUGCUAUCCUGGCUCCUCUGAUCCCCGUUGUCCUCAAACUACUCCUGCACCAAGGUGUUAUCCCGGAUCGACCGAUCCACGGUGCCCUACCACUCCAAGACCUCCACCGUCUACAACACCUGCAUGUUAUCCAGGAUCAUCUGAUCCAAGAUGUCCGACGACAGCGCGACCUACCACUCAGGCACCACGUUGCUAUCCUGGAUCAUCCGACCCACGGUGCCCAUCAACAACUGCUGCCCCCACAUACCUGCCUCCAGUUGAGCCCAGUACAACCGCUGCACCACGGUGCUACCCAGGCUCUACUGAUCCCCGAUGCCCAGCUACUCCCUCAACAACACAAGGUCCUCGAUGCUAUCCGGGAUCAACCGACCCUAGAUGUCCACAAACAACACCAAGACCAACAACUCCUCCGCCUCCACGAUGUUAUCCUGGAAGCACGGAUCCUAGAUGUCCUCAAACUACUACACAGCGACCAGUACCAACAACAACUCCUGCUCCGAGGUGUUACCCAGGAUCGACAGAUCCACGGUGUCCCACUACUCCAAGGCCACAACCAACCACUACACCAGCUCCACGUUGUUAUCCAGGAUCUACCGAUCCUCGCUGCCCACAACCAACUACCACACCUGCUCCACGCUGUUAUCCAGGCUCAAGUGAUCCCAGGUGUCCAACUACUCCAAGACCUCAACCAACUACCACCCCAGCCCCACGAUGCUACCCAGGAUCAACGGAUCCCAGAUGUCCUACAACCCCUAGACCAAGUACUGAACCAGCCACAUAUCUUCCUCCUGUAUCUCAAACUACCGCUGCACCACGUUGUUAUCCAGGAUCAACUGAUCCUCGUUGUCCAACCACACCUUGCCCUCAACCAACCACCCCAGUUCUGCGCUGCUAUCCAGGAUCAACUGAUCCUCGUUGUCCAACAACUCCACGUCCACAGCCAACAACUACUCCAGCGCCACGGUGUUAUCCAGGAUCAACGGAUCCUCGAUGCCCUCAACCAACGACUACACCAGCACCUCGGUGCUACCCAGGAUCAACGGAUCCUCGCUGUCCGCAACCCACUACAACGCCUGCACCACAAUGUUAUCCUGGCUCAUCUGAUCCACGUUGCCCCACUACUCCGCGUCCUCAACCAACAACUACUCCCGCUCCACGUUGCUACCCAGGAUCAACUGAUCCUCGCUGUCCUCAACCAACUACCACGCCUGCUCCACGAUGCUACCCAGGUUCGACUGACCCUCGGUGUCCUCAGCCACCAACCACGCCUGCUCUACGAUGCUACCCAGGUUCCACUGAUCCUCGGUGCCCAACAACUCCACGGCCACAGCCAACAACUACCCCAGCUCCUCGGUGCUAUCCAGGAUCGACAGAUCCACGUUGCCCACAGCCCACAACUACACCUGCUCCACGAUGCUAUCCAGGUUCGACCGAUCUUCGAUGCCCGACAACUCCACGACCACAACCAACUACUACACCUGCUCCAAGGUGUUAUCCAGGUUCAACAGAUCCUCGCUGUCCCCAGCCUACUACUACCCCCGCUCCACGAUGCUACCCAGGUUCCACUGAUCCAAGAUGUCCAACGACUCCACGACCACAACCAACAACCACACCUGCUCCACGUUGCUAUCCAGGAUCUACAGAUCCACGUUGUCCACAGCCUACAACCUCACCUGCUCCACGAUGCUACCCAGGUUCCACUGAUCCAAGAUGUCCAACGACUCCACGUCCACAACCAACAACUACACCAGCUCCUCGGUGCUAUCCAGGAUCGACAGAUCCACGUUGUCCUCAGCCUACAACUACUCCAGGUCCAAGAUGCUAUCCAGGAUCAACCGAUUCACGUUGCCCACAGCCAACAACACCGAGACCAACCACCCAGCCUGCCACAUAUCUUCCACCAGUUUCAGAAACCACAGCUGCUCCACGAUGCUAUCCGGGCUCUGCUGAUCCUCGUUGUCCUGUUCAAACCACUGCACGACCCAAUUGUUACCCUGGCAGCACGGACCCACGUUGUCCGAAGCCUGUGAGCACAACACCACGACCAGUUCCAACAACUACUCCUGCGUUGAGAUGUUAUCCAGGAUCUACUGACCCUAGAUGCCCAACAACUCCGCGACCAAGUCCAACGACAACUGCAGCUCCAGUUUGCUACCCAGGAUCGUUAGAUCCUCGUUGCCCACGGCCAGUUUCAA
Molecule: messenger RNA, 5049 nt
Organism: Aedes aegypti (yellow fever mosquito)
Lineage: Eukaryota; Metazoa; Arthropoda; Insecta; Diptera; Culicidae
Exons: 9
Coding region: 1-4884 (1627 amino acids)
Cellular component (GO): nucleosome
Molecular function (GO): structural constituent of chromatin; protein heterodimerization activity; DNA binding
Source: RefSeq, a predicted model, not a curated record